AUGGAACUGUACCAGAAGUCUUUACUAAAUUACCAGUUAGAGAAGAUUUUUUUGACUUUCAACAGAUAUAAUGGUCCUCAGUUAAUGAAUACUGAAUAUUCUCCAGAUCUAGAUAUAUACUUCAAAAUCUGA
This is a messenger RNA of Aspergillus niger, 132 nucleotides long. RefSeq lists its product as hypothetical. The record is from RefSeq and is a predicted model, not a curated record. The transcript is spliced from 4 exons. The coding region runs from base 1 to 132 and encodes 43 amino acids. Lineage: Eukaryota; Fungi; Ascomycota; Eurotiomycetes; Eurotiales; Aspergillaceae.